CCAAAACAGUAAACUAACCUAAAAAUGUUCUUUUAGAUUAACAUAGUUGUAUUUGUAUUGUCGUUUUAAACUGAAAUGUUUGUUUAUUUAUUUACAGUUAACUAGAUUUGCUAUACUAUAAGUUAGCUUUUUUCCCAAGCCAAUAUGCGUUUCCAGGUAUUGAGUGGUUUGGGCAGUAGAUUAGCCUGCCAGGCAUCCAAUUCUCUUUUGCCGAAAACCCCUAGUGGAGAAAUAAGAAGAUUAACGUCCUCUACUGCCAAAUUUAAAGAUGAAGAUUUACUUUUAUUCUUUAAUGAGGAAGUUCAAACUAUACUGAAGACUUUAACUGGAUUUGACUUGAACAAAGUAUUUCAAGCAAGGAAACUGGGACAUUCCUUGCAGGCCCCUCAGUAUAAAUUGAUGACUUCUCAACAGGUGGAAGAGGCAAUUGAGAAGGCAAGAGAUAAAGCAAGUAAACUUCUGCAAAUGCCUCCAGUUGUCCCCAUCAGUCAGGAAACUGAUGUCGUUUUGUCCAAAGAUCCUGAACUCAUUGCUCUUGACACGUCUAAAUACCUUAUCACAGAUAUAUCAUUUGGAAAGACCGACAGAACACGAACGGUUGUUGUACGAGACUUGGACGGAACGUUGCGUAAAGCUCACAGAUCAGAAAGAAGAAAUGCAAACCAGACAUACUUUCCUAUACUUGGAAAGCAGUUCAGAGUGCCAAAAAUGUUUCAACCAGAACAUCUUAAGCCUGUGCUAGAGAGAGGGGACUACUUGUUUGUACUAGACAGAACGUGUGUGGAGUUUGAUGCAGACGACCCUGAGUAUCACAGAAUCACACACACUACUUAUAAUCACAUUGAUGAGAAACAGGCUUACGGAACGCUUAGGUUCACUCGUCACUUCGGACCCAUGGUUUUCUACCUAGUCUUGAGUGAUAAUAUUGAUAAUCUCCUUUUGGAAAACUUAAAGACAGCAAGGCUAUCAGAUGCAGCUGCAUUGAUACAGCUCCAUCAUAUCGUCCAUCCCAAUACAAAGUCUGCCAAAAACAAGCUGCAGAGUGGUCAAGAAAUGGCAUUUAUUAAGGAAUACAUUGACAAUGAUUCCAAACUGAAAGUGGCUCUGGAACUAGCUUUGAUGGAAAAUGACAAAAGAGAAUUUCCUGAGGCCCAGGCUAGCUCUGGUAACUUGUAAUUAGCUUUUUAAAAUAUAGAAUAUACAAUAUGAAACCAACUA
Macrosteles quadrilineatus (aster leafhopper) is the source of this 1218-nucleotide messenger RNA. It is a transcript of the gene mRpS22, whose product is annotated as 28S ribosomal protein S22, mitochondrial. Gene Ontology annotation, cellular component: mitochondrial small ribosomal subunit. Bases 145 to 1176 code for a protein of 343 amino acids. Lineage: Eukaryota; Metazoa; Arthropoda; Insecta; Hemiptera; Cicadellidae. The transcript is spliced from 7 exons. The record is from RefSeq and is a predicted model, not a curated record. Gene Ontology annotation, molecular function: structural constituent of ribosome.